AUGCCUCAUCUCAAUAGGUCCCCCAGCUCGCCGAGCCUGCGAGAUCCCCCCAGGCAGGCUCUUGAGCUCCUUCCCCGACCUUCAAUGUCUCGUCCGAAACCUUCCCCCUACUAUGCCUCCGUCCGAAGACUCUCGUCUCGUCCCCGACCCUCCGUCGCGUCAAUAGCAGACAUUUUUGUUGGCUCGCUGGUCCUCGCAGGUUUCUGUCAUGACCACUCUCCGCGGGGCCGGAAUCUGUCUACCAUGCAAUUGGAGACUUCCGAGCAUCCUUUGCGAAGGUUACGUGGCAGAAAUCUGGCUGGCCGGGGACAACUGCCUGCUGGGAGGCGCGUGGAGUAUUCGCGCACAUCGGUGCAGUCAUCACGGCCUCGGUCAUGGCUCAGCACUGGUCUCGCGCAAAAGACCACGGAUGAUCAUACUGAGCAGGAUCCUCGUGAGCAAGGCCAUACUGAGCAGGUACACGCCAAUCUUCCUGUGAGGACAAGGUUUGGAAGGCACGAGGAUAGAUCGCUGUCCGAUCUGCGAGAGGAUGCAGACGAGGAAGAGAGACCAAUCGCACCCUCGCUUUCAUAUGACGAACAGAACUACAUCGCGACAUGCCAGUUUUUCGAAAAAUACUUGGGCAAGAAAUACAAUUGGAAAGAAGCAGUGGACGUCCUGCUUCCUAUGCCGGAGGCUAAAAGAAAUAAGAAUGAUUGGCGAGACGAAGUUGAAAGUCCCUCAGUGGAACACCUCUUGGAAGCAUUAAACGCCGACACCGAGGCGACGACACAAUACUUGUUCCGAUUAUAUAGAGACAUUCCUUCGCCGGGAGUCGCGAAACUGUCCAAACGUUCGCGAGGAGAUCUUUUGCGCCGCUUUGCAAACCCCCCGAAUCGACGAUGGGCCGACGCCCGUCGCUACCUGGCAUUGGUCGAAGACAUGGUUAGAGCUGGUCUUCCCAUGUCACGCUCCUUAUGGUCUUCCGCGAUUCACUUUGCCGGUCGAGGUAACGGCAGCGGCAAAGUGCUGAAGCGAGACCUGGUUCGAGCAAUUGGCCUUUGGCAGCAGAUGGAGCAUGUGGCCGGAGUUCAAGCUGACGAGGUGGUCUUCGGCAUAUUGUUCGAUGUCGCCAUGAAAUCCGGUCAGUUUACUGUUGCCACUCGUCUAGAGGCGGAAAUGAGAGAACGCGGCUUGGACUUCGACCGCUUCGGGAUGGUCGCUAAAAUCUUUUCCUAUGGGCUACAAAAGAACGUGGCUGGCGUUUCCGCGGCGUUUGAAAAGUUUGUCAUGUCCGGAGAGAUUGUCGACACGGUCACCUUGAAUUGCUUGUGUGUAUCCUACCUGCGGGCCGGUGAAGUCAAUAUUGCAGAGCAGAUCUAUGCACGCAUGCUUGAAGCACAACGAUCUGCCCAAGGUCUCAAUCCUUCAGUCUCUUCUUCAUCUGACGAUCCCGCUCUCUCAAGCGAAUUUUUCAUCUACAGGGGAAGCACGCGACAGAUGGGCCGUCACUUGAAGAAAUCGCACGCGCUUAAAAAGCAACUUCCAGCGUUCCACCAGGCCCUCCAGGACUCUUUGCCCAUGACGCCUGAUACUCGAACCUUUUAUAUCUUCCUUCGGCAUUUCUCUCGCUACUCCGGUCAACUCGAUAUGUUCAUGACCGUCCUCCGCGAUAUGGAAAGUACGUACGCCGUUCCUCCGCGCCACAUCGUCUACAUGCUGCUCUUUGAGGGAUUCGGCAUCCACGGUGACAAAAGGAAGACCUGGUCCGCCGAGCGGCUUCGAUUAACCUGGCACGCAUACCUUCGGGCUCUACGUGAUUCGAAAACAAGACUCGUUGAUAUGUACGAAGGCAACAAGUCCACGGAUGUGGUCUGGGAGAACCCGUUGGGUUCUAUCAUCACGGAAAAUCAACCGGACAUGCCGACGGAAGAUCCCAACGGCCUCUACGUGCCCCUGCCGUCAACCAACGCCGGAAUUACCUCAGGUUUUGCGCAGCGGGAUGAUCCUGGUGGAUUCUAUGCAGCUGUGUCAUUAGAUGAGACAGAGACCGCACACAGCCCCGCGGAGCCAGACGACCCCAACAAACCAACCGACACCGACGAGCUUGUUUCAAACAACGAUGAACAAACGCUCGAGGAGUCCAAGAAGCCACACAAUGUAAAUGGAUUCUUUUCUUCUCUCUGGCCAGACGAUAUGGAUACUGUGCUAGAUCCUGUGAGGUCAGAAACCCCCAACAAGCCGGCCGCGAUCGACGAGCUUUUUUCCAGGAAGAAUGAAGACCUCCCCGAGGCGAUCAUCGACGAAGAAGAAGCCGAAGGUGGUUUCGACAAAUACCAUGGAAACGAGGACCACAUAGACUUUGAAGCACGCGUGGAGAACGGAGUCUUCGUUGGACGCAGGAUGAUUGUUGCCAUUCUACGGGCAUUCGGCACCUGCUGUGGACCCAGGGAGGUCUUGGAGGCUUGGCUCCAACUGGAACGACUCUGGCAACCUCAUCACCGCAAGGCCAGCGAUGUGUUUGCUGUCAAGGAAGAGCUCGACAGACAACUGUCGAAAACGCGACAAUUGUAA
This is a messenger RNA of Penicillium cinerascens, 2553 nucleotides long. Its product is annotated as pentatricopeptide repeat protein. Bases 1 to 2553 code for a protein of 850 amino acids. The transcript is spliced from 2 exons. Gene Ontology annotation, molecular function: protein binding. Lineage: Eukaryota; Fungi; Ascomycota; Eurotiomycetes; Eurotiales; Aspergillaceae. The record is from RefSeq and is a predicted model, not a curated record.